Messenger RNA from Striga hermonthica, 2547 nucleotides. NCBI's taxonomy places the organism in Eukaryota, Viridiplantae, Streptophyta, Magnoliopsida, Lamiales, Orobanchaceae. The record is from the annotation of a GenBank genome assembly.
AUGAAAUGUGAUUCGAUUUCGAAGUGGGUUUUUUGUUUCUUGAUUGUGGUGGUGUUUCUUGGAUGUGGGCUUGUGAAGUGUAGUGUGACUUAUGAUAAAAGGGCCUUGAUUAUCAAUGGGCAAAGAAGGAUUCUCUUUUCUGGCUCCAUACAUUACCCCAGAAGCACACCUGAGAUGUGGGAAGAUCUGAUAAAUAAGGCUAAGGAUGGAGGGGUUGAUGUGAUUGAAACUUAUGUAUUCUGGAAUGUUCAUGAGCCUUCUCCUGGCAAGUAUGAUUUUGAAGGAAGAUAUGAUCUGGUGAGGUUUGUGAAGACCAUACAGAAAGCUGGGCUAUACGCUCAUCUCCGAAUUGGGCCGUAUGUAUGUGCGGAGUGGAAUUUCGGGGGGUUUCCAGUUUGGCUGAAGUAUGUACCAGGGAUUAGCUUUAGGACGGAUAACGAACCAUUCAAGAUGGCUAUGAAAGGGUUCACGGAGAAAAUUGUGAACUUGAUGAAGAGUGAAAAUCUGUAUGAUUCUCAGGGUGGCCCCAUUAUUCUCUCGCAGAUUGAAAACGAAUAUGGUCCACUAGGGAAGCAAUAUGGUGCCUCUGGACAGAAGUAUUUGAAUUGGGCAGCAGAUAUGGCCGUUAAAUUGGAUACGGGAGUUCCAUGGGUGAUGUGUAAGGAAGAUGAUGCCCCUGAUCCAGUGAUUAACGCAUGCAACGGUUUUUACUGUGAUGCUUUCACCCCAAACAGACCUUACAAACCCAUGAUUUGGACUGAGGCAUGGACUGGCUGGUUUACAGAUUUUGGUGAUCCAAUUCAUCAGAGACCGGUAGAGGAUUUGGCCUUUGCUGUAGCUAAAUUCAUACAAAAUGGGGGCUCAUUUGUUAAUUACUACAUGUAUCAUGGAGGCACAAAUUUCGGUCGUUCGGCUGGAGGACCUUUUGUUACCACGAGCUAUGAUUAUGAUGCUCCACUUGAUGAAUAUGGUUUUCCCAGACAACCUAAACAUGGUCACCUAAAAGAGCUGCAUAAAGCAGUUAAACUCUGCGAGAAAGCUCUGGUUUCAGCGGACCCCACAGUGAACUCAUUAGGAAGCCUUCAGCAGGCUCAUGUAUACUCCUCAAAAUCAGGAGAUUGUGCGGCCUUUCUUGCGAAUUAUAACAGUAACUCUGCAGCUAAAGUCUUGUUCAAUAACGAGCAUUAUAGCCUGCCUCCUUGGUCAAUCAGCAUUCUCCCGGAUUGCCGGAAUGUAGUCUUCAAUACAGCUAAAGUUGGAGUCCAAACAUCACGAUCGGACAUGUUACCUACAAAUACCGAAAUACUCUCGUGGGAAACAUAUAGUGAGGAUCUGUCUUCAUAUGACGACCACUCGGCAUUUUCAGCACUUGGUCUUUUGGAACAGAUUAAUGUCACGCGAGACACUAGCGAUUAUCUGUGGUACACUAUGAGUGUUGAUAUUGAUUCAUCAGAGAGAUUCUUGCAUGGCGGUGAUUAUCCAACCCUUAUUGUGCAAUCUGCUGGUCACGCUCUGCAUGUUUUCGUGAAUGGAGAGCUUUCUGGUUCUGCAUUUGGGACACGGGAGCAUAGGAGAGUUACGUUCAAAGAUAAAAUCAACCUACGUGCUGGAUCGAACACGAUAUCGCUACUGAGUGUGGCUGUUGGGCUGCCGAACGUCGGGGGACAUUUCGAGACAUGGAACACUGGUAUUCUAGGCCCUGUUGCAUUGCGUGGGCUCGACAAGGGAAAAUGGGAUUUGACUUGGGCAAAAUGGACAUACCAGGUCGGGCUCAAAGGAGAAGCCAUGAAUCUCAUCUCCCCAGAGGGUGUUUCUUCAGUCGACUGGAUGAAAACUUCACUAAUUGCACAAAACAAGCAGCCUUUAGCGUGGCACAAGGCUUAUUUUGAUGAACCGGACGGCAAUGAGCCGUUGGCUCUGGACAUGAGUAGCAUGGGGAAAGGUCAGCUGUGGGUCAACGGUCAAAGCCUCGGACGAUAUUGGACUAUGUAUGCUGCUGGUAAUUGUGAUGCGUGCAGUUACACGGGCAUUUUCAAGCCGACAAAGUGUCAAAUUGGGUGUGGACAACCAACUCAGAGAUGGUAUCAUCUACCACGGUCUUGGUUAAAACCGUUGCAAAAUCUUGUCGUGCUCUUCGAAGAACUCGGUGGGGACCCCACAAAAAUCAAUCUCGUCAAGAGAUCAGUCACGAGCGUCUGUGCAGAUGUCUCCGAGUAUCAUCCGAAUUUCAAGAACUGGAAAACCGAAGGCUAUGGCAAAACACAGGACUUUCACGGACCUAAAGUAAGACUUCACUGUGGGCCCGGACAAUCGAUUUCGUCGAUAAAGUUUGCUAGUUUUGGUACUCCAUCAGGAACCUGUGGGAGCUUUCAGCAAGGAACUUGCCAUGCUCCUGAUUCGCAUUCCAUCCUAGAGAAGAAGUGCAUUGGGCUACAGAGAUGCUCGGUAGCUAUUUCAAACACUAAUUUCAGAAAAGACCCGUGCCCUAACGUGCUAAAACGGCUAUCAGUUGAAGCCGUGUGUGCCCCUUCUAAUCAACAUGCAUAA